UGGGUCCCCGGGGCGGGGCGCUCCUUGUCCGCGGGCGUAAGGUCUCGCUGGAGUCCGCCGCUGCCCCACACUCGGCCCCGAGAUGACGGCCAGCAAGCGAGUGGCGAAGGAGCUAGAGGAUCUUCAAAAGAAGCUUCCCCCGUACCUGCGGAACCUGUUCAGUGACGAUGCAAACGUCCUGGUGUGGCAUGCACUCCUCCUGCCUGACCGUCCUCCCUACCAUCUCAAGGCCUUCAACGUGAGCAUCAGUUUCCCUGAGGAGUAUCCAUUCAAACCCCCCACAGUGAAAUUCAUAACCAAGAUCUACCACCCCAACGUGGAUGAGAACGGACAGGUUUGCCUGUCCAUCAUCAGCAACGAGAACUGGAAGCCUUGCACCAAGACUUUUCAAGUCUUGGAGGCCCUCAACAUGCUGGUGAAUAGACCGAAUCUGGAGGAGCCACUGCGGGUGGAACUCGCUGACCUGCUGUCGCAGAACCCGGAGCUCUUCAAAAAGAACGCUGAAGAGUUCACCCUCCGAUUUGGGGUGGACCGGCCCUCUUAACUCUGGUUCUGAUCCCUCUCCACCCUGGAUCCUCUGCAUGGUGGAUGGACAUACCUUGUGGACUGGGACCAGAGCCCCUGUACAGCCCAUUUCCUGCUCAAUUUUUCUUUCUUGGGUUGUUAGUUACUAGUUUGUGUGUGUGGUGGGGGGAGGGGGGCUUCUGGCAUGUGUGUGGUGUGUGGACUCACUUCCUACUCUUUUGCCUUCCCCGGAGCCAGGGGAGUUUAGGUUUGCAGAGUCACAGGCCAGUUCCCCAGCUCUCUAUCUUAGGGAAACAGGUUACCUUCCAGGCCAGCUUGCAGGAAAUGAGCCCAGUGGGUAACUGGAAUCCCCCCGGGGACCAGACACUCAGGGGCCAGGAGAGUGAGGAAUACAGGUGGGGGUAGGGCACUUGGAGGGUAUCUUAUUUACGACUCAGUGAUUGAAAUCAGCCAAACUACUGAUAGGCAUGUACAGGUUUAGGUGCUAAACCUUUUAAUUUCCCACUGAUGAAUCAUAAAAUGAAGAAUCUAACCUCCAUCCUGGAAUUCUGACUAUGUGUUUUGAAACUACUUGCUAUCUCAUUAAGUGGCCAGUUCCUGGGGGCCAGGCCUCAGGCUGUGAGGUGUGUGCCCUCCAGCAUCCAGUCCAGGGGGAGCCACCAAAACCAUGUGCUUGCCUGGUCAUUACAGUCACAGGUGAAUUCUGGAGGGAGUUUGGCUAAGUCUUUGUUGACAGGGGAUGGUG
Cynocephalus volans (Philippine flying lemur) is the source of this 1270-nucleotide messenger RNA. RefSeq names its product ubiquitin conjugating enzyme E2 L6 (gene UBE2L6). Lineage: Eukaryota; Metazoa; Chordata; Mammalia; Dermoptera; Cynocephalidae. The record is from RefSeq and is a predicted model, not a curated record. Bases 83 to 544 code for a protein of 153 amino acids. The transcript is spliced from 4 exons.